This is a messenger RNA of Funneliformis caledonium, 254 nucleotides long. Lineage: Eukaryota; Fungi; Glomeromycota; Glomeromycetes; Glomerales; Glomeraceae. The record is from the annotation of a GenBank genome assembly.
ACAUUGAUCAAGAUAAAGAUAUUCAGGAAUCUUUCGAUGAAACUUAUAAUCGAGGUUCUCCUAUUAAAAUUUGUGAUCAAGAUUCAUUUAUUAAAAUCCAUAAUCAAGAUUCACUUAAAACUUUAAAUAUAAAUCGAAUUCAAUAUAUUCAAAAUGAUAUCUCAGCUGUUACAACUUGUCAAACCAUAAAUCAAAGAAUUUUACCUGCUACAAAUGCAAAUCAAGUAACCAAUACUAUACAAGAAAAUACUUGA